This is a messenger RNA of Symbiodinium natans, 1203 nucleotides long. The record is from the annotation of a GenBank genome assembly. Lineage: Eukaryota; Dinophyceae; Suessiales; Symbiodiniaceae.
AUGCGUCAACUUCAGGUUCGACGGUUAAUUCAGUAUCCUUUUGCAAGCCGUUCUGAAUCCCCGAAAGGAGACCAGGCCAGCGUAAAGGGAUCUAAAGGCUAUCGGUUGUCCUGUGGCAUUUGCACGCUGGAACUUCAUAUGAAGGGGUGCAACAUACGCAUGUUGCUGGUUGUGAUCAUGACCCCUAUCAUAGGUGCCGUUGUGUACGAUGUUGGCCGGGAAGUCGUGGUGAUGGCAAAGCUCUGGCAGGGACGACAGAGGGCUGAGCUGCCCACCGACAGGCCUUUGCUGACUCACGCUGUGGUCAUCACAGAAUACAAGGAGCCCCUGGAUGUACUGGCUGCCACUAUUGCUUCCCUCCAAGAGCAGACCCUGGCACACAACACGAUUGUGGUUCUGGCUCAGGAGGAUCGUGAUAUGGAAGCUGAUGAGGCCUUCUUGAGCCUGCAAGCGAUGGCAGAGAAGUCUUUCUUCUGUUUCAUGUGCACCCGUCACAAGCUCCAACCUGGAGAGGUUGCUGGCAAGUCAAGCAACGAAAACUUUGCAGUGCGUCAGCUCUACAACCGCGUGCCGGACAUGGGUUUGGACCCCUUCAACGUCAUGGUCACAGUGGCCGACGCUGAUUCCUACUUCGACCGUGUGUUCCUCGAGCAGCUGGAAUCGGAGUUUUGGCGCACGCCGGACGGCCGCCGUAUGCUGUUCGAUUCGCCGAUCCAUACGGGGCGCAAUCUUGCAGAGUGCAAUCUGCUGGUGCAGUGCUACGAGAUGUACCGCUGCCAGACGGUGACAUUCAGCCAUCUCACCUCGCAGCCCUGCCAGUCAAAUUACAGCAUGACGCUCGGUUUUGCUCAUGAGCUGAACUACUGGGAUCCGGACAAUACUUCUGAAGAUCUGCACACCACGCUCAAAGUCAUCGCGUACACGGGUGCGCCGUCCGACUGCGUCGUCACGGUUUGGAGCCUCAUCAUGAAUGACUCGGUGACCGGGCUCCAGGACAGAUGGGUCCAGGCCAAGCGGCACAUGUGGGGUGUGGAGGAAGUUGCUUGGAUUAUCUCACUUUUCCCAGUGCUGCGAUGGCGAGUGUGGUGCCGAAUGCUUGGCAUGACAGCGGAGAAUCUUCUCCUGAAGGCCACGAUUCCUUCGUGGGUCAUUCUCUGCUUCCCGCAGACUUGGCGGGUGCCUGGGCCACAAGUCAAGCCUUAG